AUGCAGAAUUCAACUGAGAUUGCAUAUUUUGUGCUGGCUGCCUAUGGUAACAUUGGAAAGUUAAAAUACUUGUAUUUCUGCAUAAUGCUACUAUGGUACAUCCUUGCAUUUGUGGCCAAUGCAUUUCUCAUUAUAGUCAUAUAUUUGGACAGACGAUUGCAUGAACCGAUGUACAUAUUAUUAUGCAAUUUAUUUGUGAAUGAAAUUGGUGGCAGCACAUCAAUUUACCCUCUUCUGCUCUCACAGAUGUUUUCAGAUAGCCAUGAAGUGGCCCUCCCGUGGUGUUUUCUACAGAUGUGGUACAUCUACACAUCUGCUUCUGUUGAGUUUUGCACUUUAGCAGCCAUGGCCUAUGACAGAUACAUCGCCAUCUGUUACCCUUUACACUACAAUGCCAUUAUGAACACAGCAAGAGUCGCAAUGGUCAUUGUGCUUGUAUGGAUCUAUUCAUUUGUUAACUUUUUAUUCUCUUUUUCACCUAUCGUCCGUUUGACUUUUUGUGGAAGCGUCAUUGACAAAGUGUUUUGUGACCAUCACUUAGUAAUUAAACUUGCAUGUUCAGUUUCAGUACUCAGCAAAGCAUCUGACCUGCUUUUUGCCUUUAUGACUAUCGUUAUCCCCUUCAGUCUCAUUUCAGUCUCUUACAUGAGGAUUUUGGUUGUUUGUCUAGAUACGUCGCAAGAAAACACACAAAAAGCCGUCACCACCUGCACACCUCAGAUCAUCUCAUUGUCAAACAUGUUUAUCGGCUCCAUUUUUCACUUUGUGGAUUCAAGGUUUGAUGUGGCCUAUGCACCGGAUAAAGUGCGCAUUCUCUUAUCUGUAUAUCUCCUCAUUUUACAACCAGUGGUCACCCCCUUUAUGUAUGGAUUCAAUCUACCGAAAAUAAGACAAACAUGUAAAAGAUUUCUCUUUGAUAGAAAAUAA
Centropristis striata (black sea bass) is the source of this 927-nucleotide messenger RNA. Its product is annotated as olfactory receptor 1E16-like. Gene Ontology annotation, molecular function: olfactory receptor activity; G protein-coupled receptor activity. The coding region runs from base 1 to 927 and encodes 308 amino acids. The record is from RefSeq and is a predicted model, not a curated record. Gene Ontology annotation, biological process: G protein-coupled receptor signaling pathway. NCBI's taxonomy places the organism in Eukaryota, Metazoa, Chordata, Actinopteri, Perciformes, Serranidae. Gene Ontology annotation, cellular component: membrane. The transcript has a single exon.